Molecule: messenger RNA, 1419 nt
Organism: Venustampulla echinocandica
Lineage: Eukaryota; Fungi; Ascomycota; Leotiomycetes; Helotiales; Pleuroascaceae
Product: putative peroxisomal biogenesis factor 2
Exons: 1
Coding region: 1-1419 (472 amino acids)
Biological process (GO): protein import into peroxisome matrix
Cellular component (GO): peroxisomal membrane
Molecular function (GO): zinc ion binding
Source: RefSeq, a predicted model, not a curated record
AUGACGUCCAACGACUUUGCUCUGGCUCAGCAACGGCUUGCCGUCCGGCGACAAGCACGAGAGCGUGAAGCUCAAUCCCGUAUUACCGCCGAGCGAAAAGCCUCACGAGCCGCACAGCAACUCGGCCGAUUACCAUCCCCCAUUGCGCGUCUUGGUCAAGCUGGACUUACGACAUGGGAUAACAUAAGGGGCCGAGAUGGGACGCGGCCUGAAUUCAGGGUGGGACAGGUGGACGCAGAGCUCCUAGACGAGGAGCUGCUGGACUUGUUGAAGGGGCAGGUCGGGGAAGCUCUCAAAUAUUUUGGUUCUCAUAUUCAGGAUGAUUGGUCUGCGGAGAUUAUGCUUGCGCUGAGGGCGGUGUUGUUCAAGCUCACAAUAUGGGACCACGAUGCAACGUACGGUGCAGCCUUGCAAAAUCUAAAAUUCACGGAUGCCAGGAGGAAGGGCACGGUACUCGUCUCGCCAUCGAAGUGGCAGAAAGCGCUAUAUGGACUUUUCACCGUCGGAGGGAAAUAUGCUUGGACGAGGUGGGAAAAUUGGCUGGUUGAUAAUGAUAAUGGUUAUGAUGAGCCGAGUCCGACGCUCCGGAAACUAUCCGGAUUAUCAGACACCAUCUCGACUAUACACUCCACCGCAGCAUUUGCGUCCUUUCUAGUAUUCCUGGUGAAUGGAAGAUAUCGGACACUGCUCGAUAGGACUCUUAGGCUACGGCUAACUCCUAGGACGAGCCAAGUAAGCCGUGAGGUAUCAUUUGAAUAUUUAAACCGACAAUUGGUCUGGCAUGCCUUUACAGAAUUCCUCCUCUUUGUUUUACCGCUCGUUGGCAUAAGUAGGUGGAGGAGAUGGCUCGCGAGGGUUUGGAGAAAGACAAAAUCGGUCAUGCGCAGCGGUGGUGAAGAGGAGGACGACGUCAAAGCCGGCGAGCUUGCGUUCUUGCCGGAAAGAACUUGCGCUAUAUGCUAUCACGACCAGAACGCUGCGGCUACGUCCGAAGCAGAUAUUGUUGCAGCAGCUGGAGCGUCUGGAGUUAUAGGCUCUGCUCAAACAGACAUCACGAAUCCAUACGAGACGAUACCAUGUGGGUGUAUAUACUGCUUCGUAUGCAUCGCCAGCCGUCUAGAGGUAGAAGAGGGCGAGGGAUGGACUUGCUUAAGGUGCGGCGAAGAAGUCAAGGAAUGCAAGCCUUGGAGCGGGGAUGUUAUUGAGGAGGUCGAGAGGACAGCAACCACCUCCAAGACCGUCGGGUUCAAGGAUCAAACUACAGAACUAGCUCAGGUUGAACCUCGACCUACUGAGGAAUUAACCGCGGAUGAAAAUGAGCAGUCCGAAAAAGAUGACGGAUCAUCAUCAGCCUCAGAAUUAGGGGAUUCAGAGGCCUAUGAUGAGGAAGGGGAGGGUGAAAUAGAGUAUGAAGAUUAA